CGCUGCCGGCGGCCCGCGGCCUCCCGGGGCGGCAUGGAGGCCGGCGAGGACGCCCGGGCGGCGCGCGGCGAGGGCCCGCGGCCGCUGGCGCUCUGCGUGCUCUGCGGCCUGCCCGCCGCCGGCAAGUCCACCCUCGCGAGGGCCCUCGCCCACCGGCUGCGGCGGGAGCGGCGCUGGGCCGUCGGCGUCGUCGCCUACGAUGACGUCAUGCCGGACGCGUUCCUGUCGGAGGCGGACGCACUGCCAUUGAAAAAAGAAUACAAGCCGUCCCGCUGGAAGUCGCUGCGCCAGGAGCUGCUGAAGGACCUGGAAUGCUUCCUGCGGGCCGUCCUGCACGGGGACCCGCUGUCGGCGCCGCCCGGUGGGACGGAGGCCCUGUGGGAGGCACUCGUCACCUGCCUGCGGGGCCAGGCCCUACUGCCUCCCGCCGCGGAGGGCCCAUCCCACUGCCUCCCGACCCCCGCCGCGUCCGGGCCUUUGCUUCUGAUUUUAGAUGACAACUUCUAUUACCGAAGCAUGAGAUACGAGGUCUACCAGCUGGCUCGCAAGUACUCGCUGGGGUUUUGCCAGCUCUUUCUAGACUGUCCUCUGGAGACCUGCGUGCAGAGGAAUGGCCAGCGGCCAGGGGCGCUGCCCGCCGAGACCAUCCGCCUGAUGGGGGCGAAGAUGGAGGAGCCCAACCCCGAGAAAAACGCCUGGGAGCACAACAGCCUGACGGUGCGGAGCCCCGCGAGCUCGGCCGCGGCCAGCCCCGAGCUGAUCUGCCUGCUGCUCGCUGCUCUGGAAAACCCCGUGAACUGUGUCGAGGACAACGCGGAGCAAAAGGAAACUGACAGAAUUAUUUGUUCAACCAACACGCUCCACCAAGCUGAUCAGACGCUGCGAAGGAUUGUCUCUGAGACAAUGAAGGAAGCAAAAGGUAUGUGGGUAGUUCUGUUCUGUGAACACGCGUGGUAUCGUUACCCCCCAGGGAAAUGCAAAUCAAACACAGCAGGGCGCCCGCAGCCCCGGGACACGGAGCCAGCAGGGUCAGUGCUGCUGCGGGUGGCGAGGCGGGAGCCCCGUGGCUGCCGCAGGAAUGGAUGGGCAGUGCUACCAGGGGACCCGGCAGUGCCGCUCUUUUUAAAAUUAACAUAUUUGUAUUGAUGUCAGAGAGGAGGGGAGAGGGAGAGAGAGAAACAUCAUGAUGAGAGAGAAUCAUGGAUCGGCUGCCUCCUGCAAGUCCCCCACUGGGGAUCGAGCCCACAACCCGGGCCUGUGCCCUUGGCCGGAAUCGAACCUGGGACCUUUCAGCUCGCAGGCGACACUCUAUCCACUGAGCCAAACCAGCCAGGGCAGCAGUGCCAGGCUGAGGCACACACGUUCCCAGCAGCAGCAUUCUAAGAGCCAGCGGGUGGAAGCAACCGAGAUGUCCAUCGGGACAACCACCGGUAGAAAAUGCGGCAUCACAUACAGUGGGCCGUUCCCCAUAGAAAGCAGUGAAGCGCUGAUGCCCGCUCCCUGGGCGAACCACGAGCACAUUGUACAGAAGGAGAGCGG
Molecule: messenger RNA, 1539 nt
Organism: Myotis myotis
Lineage: Eukaryota; Metazoa; Chordata; Mammalia; Chiroptera; Vespertilionidae
Gene: PSTK
Product: phosphoseryl-tRNA kinase
Exons: 6
Coding region: 34-1146 (370 amino acids)
Molecular function (GO): tRNA binding; kinase activity
Source: RefSeq, a predicted model, not a curated record